This is a messenger RNA of Syzygium oleosum, 906 nucleotides long. RefSeq lists its product as uncharacterized. Bases 6 to 722 code for a protein of 238 amino acids. The transcript has a single exon. The record is from RefSeq and is a predicted model, not a curated record. NCBI's taxonomy places the organism in Eukaryota, Viridiplantae, Streptophyta, Magnoliopsida, Myrtales, Myrtaceae.
CCCUCAUGGAAUAUGCCAUUAUCCAUAUCCAUUUUUCCCCAUGUCGUCUCUUCAACCAAACUCAACUAUAUAUAGUUUCUCUACCACCUGCCUCUCAAAACCAAACGGUCAAAAGAUGUCACUCCUCUUUAAAUCAAUACACAAAGAAGGGGACUUCGCAUCAUCUCCGAACCAAGAACACAGAGACCAUGUCCCUCCCAAAACAUCUCCAUGUCCAUCUCUACCCAAUCCUCAUCUUCACCAUCCUCUUGAUCUUCUCAACCCCACCAUCGCAUUCCUCCUCUGCCGCCAAUGACAACUCGCUGUCCGCCUAUGAAGUCCUCGAGGAGUACGACUUCCCGAUCGGCCUCCUCCCCAACGGCGUCCUCGGCUACGAGCUGGACAACUCGACCGGCGAGUUCACCGCGUACCUGAACGGGUCGUGCACCUUCUCAAUCGACUCCUACGAGCUCAAGUACAGCUCGUCGAUCACCGGGAUCAUAUCCACGGACAAGCUCUCGAGCCUGAGCGGGAUCAAGGUGAAGGUGUGGUUCUUCUGGCUCAGCAUAGUCAAGGUGGUCCGCGACAGCGACGAGCUGGAGUUCUCUGUCGGGAUAGCGUCCGCGGACUUCGCGGUGAGCAACUUCGACGAGUGCCCGACCUGCGGGUGCGGAUUCGACUGCGAUAGCGUGGAGAAGAAGAGGAAGUUCAGGAUCAAGAACCCCUUUUGGGCGUCUUCCUAAUCAAGAGAGACGUGUUUCAAGAUCUUAUGGAUUAAUCGAAAUGUGGGAAAUGGCGGUGUGAGCAAAGUAAUCUCUUGAUCGAACUAUUUUACUUUCUUCUGUCUCCUAGUUUUGGGAAUUGGGUGCAUUUCGGUAGUGUUCAUGGAUUUGUCAUAAUGUCAAACGGGCAAAGAUGUUGGUGUCU